ACAAAGAUAACAACAAAAGAAAGUAGUAAAAAGUAGCAACAUAGUUGUUGUGUUCGUUCUCAAUAUUCAUUACUCUCUGCAACUUCUCUCACAAGCCAAAAAUAAAAAUUCAGAUUCAGCUAUUGCUUUCUCUUCAAGCUUAAUCACAUUCUCUCUUUCUUCAUUUUUUUUUUUUUUUGCUAUAAAACCAAACACUUAUUAACCAAAAAAAAAACCAAACACUCUCUGUUUGUUUGUUCCUCUUGCAUUGAGGGGUUUUGUGUUUUCAAUGGCGAAAACCAUGAUUCAUUCAUGUUUUCUUCUCUUUUUCUUUUGUUUCUUACACAAUCAGCUUAUUGUAAACGCGAUUUUAGACCCUGCUGAUUUUCUAGCUCUUCAAUCCAUUCGUAAAGCUCUUGAAGACAUGCCUGGUUCUGAUUUCUUUUCUUCAUGGGAUUUCACUGCUGAUCCAUGCAACUUCUCCGGUGUGUUUUGUGAUUCUGAUAAGGUUAUUUCUCUCAACCUCGGUGAUCCUAGAGCCGGUUCAGCUGGUUUAACCGGUCGAUUAGACCCUGCCAUUGGUAAGCUUUCUUCUCUGGCUGAGUUUACCGUUGUUCCGGGAAGAAUAUAUGGUCCUCUUCCUCAAACCAUUUCAAGCUUGAAGAAUCUCAGGUUUCUUGGUGUUAACAGAAACUUCAUCUCCGGUGAGAUUCCGGCGGAGUUAGGUGAGUUACGCAGUCUUCGAACUAUUGAUCUUAGUUACAAUCAGCUAACCGGAAAAAUUCCUCCGACGGUGGGUUCAUUACCGGGGUUAACCAAUCUCAUUCUCUGUCACAACCGUUUAACCGGUUCACUUCCCCGGUUUGAUUCUCAAAGCUUAAGCCGGUUGGACCUAAAGCACAACUCUCUCACCGGUUCGAUUGGUCCAAAUUUUCUCCCUGCGUCACUUCAGUAUCUCUCAUUGUCAUGGAAUCAAUUCACCGGCUCAAUGGACCGGGUUCUAACCCGGCUUAAUCAGUUAAACUAUUUAGACCUGAGUCUGAACCAAUUCACUGGACCUCUUCCGGGUAAGGUAUUCUCAUUCCCACUGACAAAUCUCCAAUUAGAAAGAAACCAGUUUACCGGUUCAGUUGAACCGGUGGAUCAAGUUGCAAUUCCAACCGUUGAUCUUAGCUUUAACCGGUUAUCUGGUCAAAUAUCACCUAUGCUGGCCAAUGUGCAGAAUCUUUACCUGAAUAACAACCGGUUCACGGGUCGGGUACCGGCUAGUUUUGUGGAGCGGUUAUUGGAUGCAAGCAUACAGAUAUUAUAUUUGCAGCAUAAUUAUUUAACUGGAAUUGAGAUUAGUCCAACGGCUGUAAUUCCAGAGAGAAGUUCACUGUGUAUGCAGUAUAAUUGCAUGGUCCCUCCCGUAGAGACUCCCUGCCCUUUUAGAGCUGGGAAGCAGAAAACAAGGCCUACUACACAGUGCAAUCAGUACAAGGGAUAGAUAGAGUAACGUUUAUCUUCUUCACAUUAAUUAAAAUAUCAUAUAGGUUUCAAUCUUCUUGCUUCUAAUAUUAUUUUAUUUUUAUUAUUGCCUUUUGAUUCAUUAUUAUUAUUGUUAAAUUUUGUGAUAGCUGCCUGUGGGGGAAUUAAUAGUGGAAUAAGAAGAAUGUGAAUACUUAUGAAACUGUAGCUAUUUUUGUUGUUUUAUGCUCUAAAUAUAUUACUCAUGUAAUAUGAUUCAUAAUGUUAUGUAAAACUAAGCAAAAAUGCUGAUCAUUAUAUCUCAUCACACUAUUGUGUUGCUGCUA
This is a messenger RNA of Medicago truncatula (barrel medic), 1775 nucleotides long. RefSeq names its product LRR receptor-like serine/threonine-protein kinase ERL2. The transcript has a single exon. Bases 269 to 1468 code for a protein of 399 amino acids. The record is from RefSeq and is a predicted model, not a curated record. Lineage: Eukaryota; Viridiplantae; Streptophyta; Magnoliopsida; Fabales; Fabaceae. Gene Ontology annotation, molecular function: protein binding.